This is a messenger RNA of Oryza sativa Japonica Group (Japanese rice), 2227 nucleotides long. NCBI's taxonomy places the organism in Eukaryota, Viridiplantae, Streptophyta, Magnoliopsida, Poales, Poaceae. The record is from RefSeq and is a predicted model, not a curated record.
AGUUCAACCACUGGAGUUCUAAAAAGAAAAGUUCAACUACUGGUGACCUAGUGCACGAAUCUUGAUGUCGAUCAAACGGCCAAAAUUCGCAAGAUUUAGGGCUGAUUUGGUUUGAGGCCCUACCAAAAUGUUGGUAGUGCCAUAGAGUAGAUUUAUUACUAUUUAGCCAAUCCAAAUACUAUCAUGAAGCUACUAAAAUAUUGGCAUGGCACAAAUUAGCACUAAUCCAAACAUGCCCUUAUUGAACCAAAUCAGCCAAUUAAUACUCCUCAAUCACCAAUUUACCACCCAAAUACCCGGAUCCAAUUCUUGACUCGACGCACGAGUUACACACUUAACUACACGAGACGACGAAACUCGAGUAAUUAAGCCCAGCCAGGGUCAUAUCGUUACCUCGCCGCCGCACCGGUGAGUGUGUCAGUCAACGCCACGAACCCAACUCCACUCAUCCUCUCAUCCCGCCUCUAUAAAUCCUACCCGUACGUGCUACCAACUGCUCGCUCGAUCGAUCGCCCACACGCGCUCCGCACGUCGACGCGCAAAACCCCUCCUCCCCUCCCCUCGCCGGCGAUGGAGCCGGCCGCCGCCGCCGCCGCCGGGCAGCUCGACGUGGACAAGCUCACCUACGAGAUCUUCUCCAUUCUCGAGAGCAAGUUCUUGUUCGGUUACGAUGAUCCCAAGCUCGUCUUCAGCGGCGGCGACGAGCCGCAGGGGGCGGUGAAGGGGACUCUGGCGAGAGGCCCGGCGGUGGUGGAGCGUGGCAAGGUGUGCGUGCUGUCGAUUGAUGGGGGUGGGCGGGCGGCGGAUGGGCUGCUCGCCGGCGCGGCGCUGGUGAGCUUGGAGGCGUCGCUGCGGCGGCGGACCGGGGAUGAGACGGCGAGGCUGGCGGAUUUCUUCGAUGUCGCUGCUGGCUCCGGCGCCGGCGGCGUGCUCGCGGCGAUGCUGGUCGCGCGCGGCGGGGAUGGGCGGCCGAUGUUCUCCGCCGAGGACGCGCUGGCGUUCCUCAUGAGGAGCCUGCGGCGAGGGUGGUCCGGCGGCGGCGGCGGCGGCGCCGCCGGUGGCAUCCGCGCGCUGUUCCGCCGCCCCGGCGCCGCGUUCCGGAAGGUGUUCGGCGACCUGACGCUGCGGGACACGGUGCGGCCGGUGCUGGUGCCGUGCUACGACCUCGCGUCGGCGGGGCCGUUCCUCUUCUCCCGCGCCGACGCCGUCGAGACGGCGGCGUACGACUUCCGCCUCCGCGACGUGUGCGCCGCCACCUGCGCCGGGUCGGACGGCUCGGCGUCGGCGGUGGAGGUGCGGUCCUCCGACGGCGCCACCCGCAUCGCGGCCGUCGGCGGCGGCCUCGCGCUCGGCAACCCCACGGCGGCGGCCAUCACCCACGUGCUCAACAACAAGCGCGAGUUCCCUCUCGCCGCCGGCGUCGAGGACCUCCUGGUCAUCUCCAUCGGCAGCGGCGAGUGCGACAACCGCCCCACCGGUGGCGCCGCCGCCUCGACAUCCGAGAUCGUCAGGAUCGCCGCCGAAGGCGUCGCCGACAUGGUACAGAAAAAAACAAUCCAUCCAGUGGAUCAAGCAGUGGCCAUGGCGUUCGGACAUAAUAGGACAAACAACUACAUCCGUAUACAGGCGAUGGGGUCGCCGCGGGCGAGCCGAGGAGGGAUGAGAUGCGGCGGCGGCGGCGGCGGCGAUGGCGCGGGGUGGGGCGUGGCGGAGGAGAUGCUGUCGCAGAAGAACGUGGAGUCGGUGCUGUUCCGGGGGAAGAAGCUGGCGGAGCAGACGAACGCCGAGAAGCUGGAGUGGUUCGCGCACGAGCUCGUCAAGGAGCGGGAUCGCCGGAGGACGGCCGGCGCGCUCGCCCCCGCCGUCGUCAAGCAGCAGCCGUCGGAGUCGGCGCCGGCGACGGCGGCCGCCGCCGAUGGCCACACGCCGCCGCCGACGUCGUACUCGAACCUGGUCAGCCAGAUGUUCACCACCAUCCUGUAGACCUGUAGACGUGCGUGCGUGGCAAGCGAAAUGUGCUUCCGAUGUAUUGAUUCUCUCCCCUUAUUUUUGGCUGAAUUUUGUAAAUGCAGAGUAACAAAAAUGUGCAUGCUUGCCGUGAUCUGUACGUAGGACAUGCCUGUUUUUUUUUUUAAUCUCCCUCUAAAUCCUAGGAUGCUUAAUGGAGAGCUGGUAAGUUGACUAAAAGCUGUAGAAUCAAGUUAAGUACUGCUAGUAGUGAUAGCUG